This is a messenger RNA of Drosophila subobscura, 2053 nucleotides long. Its product is annotated as solute carrier family 25 member 44. Gene Ontology annotation, cellular component: mitochondrion. Lineage: Eukaryota; Metazoa; Arthropoda; Insecta; Diptera; Drosophilidae. The transcript has 4 exons. The record is from RefSeq and is a predicted model, not a curated record. Gene Ontology annotation, biological process: transmembrane transport; branched-chain amino acid catabolic process. Bases 286 to 1302 code for a protein of 338 amino acids. Gene Ontology annotation, molecular function: branched-chain amino acid transmembrane transporter activity.
CCGCGAACACUGUUUACUAUGUUUUAUUAUACAAUUAUUGUACAAAUCAAGUCCAUUCAUACAGGCAUACACACACACGAGAACGGAAACAAAGGGAGAAUACCCAGGAAACUAAGUGAAUGAUAACCAUCAUGCUGGUUGAAUGCACCCGCCGUCAAUGCCCGAGGAUGCUCUGAACAGUGCUGUAGCUAGAAGAAAGCGUUACAUCCGCAUCGGCAUCACUCACAUACGUGCCCCGCAUGCAAGCGCAUCACUCCGGACGCACUGUGUCCGACAGGUAGCACCAUGGCGGAAACGAAUACACACCUCACUGUGGCGUCCAGCGGUGCCGCUGGAAUGAGCAGUGGGGUGGACGGAUCUCCCUACAUACGCACAAUCGAGUGGAACAUGAUGAACAAAACCAAGUUCUUUCCGCUCUCCAUGCUGAGCUCGUUCUCGGUGCGCUGCUGUCUCUUCCCGCUCACCGUGAUCAAGACGCAGCUCCAGGUGCAGCACAAGAGCGAUGUCUACAAGGGCAUGGUGGACUGUGCCAUGAAAAUCUACCGCUCCGAGGGUGUGCCCGGACUGUAUAGAGGAUUCUGGAUAUCGUCGGUGCAAAUCGUAUCGGGCGUCUUCUACAUCAGCACCUACGAAGGCGUGAGACACGUUCUCACCGAUAUGGGUGCUGGCCACCGUGUAAAAGCUUUAGCCGGAGGCGGAUGCGCCUCGCUGGUGGGUCAGACCAUCAUAGUUCCUUUCGAUGUUAUAUCGCAGCAUGCCAUGGUGCUCGGCAUGUCGGCGCAUGCCGGUGGCAAGGGGGAUAUCAAUCCGUUGGGUAUUAAAUCAUGGCCCGGCCGCAGCCGUCUCCAUAUCUCUAUGGACAUCGGGCGGGAAAUAAUGCGGCGCGAUGGUCUGCGCGGCUUCUACAGAGGCUAUACGGCCAGCCUCAUGGCUUAUGUACCCAAUUCGGCAAUGUGGUGGGCCUUCUAUCAUCUAUAUCAGGACGAACUCUGUCGCAUCUGCCCCGAUUGGGUAUCCCACUUGUUCAUACAAUGCGUUGCCGGCAGUUUGGGUGGCUUCACAACGACAAUACUAACAAAUCCAUUAGACAUCGUGCGCGCCCGUCUGCAGGUCCAUCGAUUGGACUCGAUGAGCCUUGCUUUCCGCGAGCUGUGGCGUGAGGAGAAACUGAACUGCUUCUUCAAGGGCCUGUCCGCCCGCCUGGUGCAGUCGGCGGCCUUCUCCUUCAGCAUUAUCCUUGGCUACGAGACCAUCAAGCGCAUUGCCGUAGAUGAGCAGUACAAGCAUCAAAUACGAUGGUAAUGAAUUGCGCACAAGACCCUCAAACCAACUCAAACUUGCAUUUACGCGACGUACUGAAAAACCACCAGAGGAGAUUCGACUACGUUUGUAAAUACCAAUAAAAGGAGCAGAGCACAGGUUAACUAGUUAAAUUUGCUAGAGAUAGCAGAAAGUGGAUGCCGUAUACCGGUUACCGGAUACUGGUUGCAUCCACAAUAAUUACUUUUAGUAGAAUGUUUCAAUUUGCUUGCGGCUAGGAUAUUCAAAUAAUGCAAUUUAAUAUUCAAAUACCCCCGAAAAGUGUUGUAGCUUAAAGUGUACAUUAUUUUGUUAUAAUCUUUAGUCAUUUUAUACCUAACAUGUAGAGGCAGAUAGAUCGGUGACAAGCCUAAUUUAUUACAAAUAUACAUAUUUAGAAAUUGUAAUUGUACUUUGAUGAUGAUGUUGAUAAUAAUGCCGUUUACAAUGGUAACCCAAUUACUUGUACUUUUACAUUUACACUACUUAGCACAGCAAUGUUUGCGCCAAAAUCAUAUUACUAUAUUAUAUAUUAUAUUGUACUGUAUACUGGACAUGCCGAAACUAGAAAUUAAUGUCGAAACAGGGUCCCCGUAAACACAACCCCUUGGGGAAAAACCAACACCUACUUAUAGAUAAGCAUUCGCGUAUGUCUGUGUGUUCUCUGAAUGAAUAGUUUUAGUUUUUGCGUACAUAUAUUGUAAUAAAAGUACAAACCAAGAAUUGUUACAUUUUUGGCACUGUGAAUAGUAAA